AUGAAAAUCAUUUCGCUUCUCAUCGUCCGAAGAGAGCCUUUUCCAGCAACGGUACUGGUGCAGGAGCACGAUUUAUCGACAUCGUAUGCAUAUUUUUUGCAGCUAAUUCUCAGGGCUACUCGAGAGCUUUUAUCUUUUUUUGCUACUACAUUGGUGGAGAAAACUACUCCUGGAGUGUACCAAGCAGUCCAGCAAGAUGCGUAUACCGGAUAUGUUCAUGUACAGCCUAACCAAGGACUUGCAGGAGUGGCCAUCACCGAUAAUGAGUAUCCCCAAAAUGUUGCUUUUGAUGUGAUUACCAAAAUGCUUACAACUUUUUCUUCGCGAUUUUCCAAGUUGCAUUGGGCAGGAAUAGACAAAAACGAACUUGGGCCCUUAUCUCUUCCACAGCUACGCGAUAUGCUUCGUUCAUUCCAGGACCCAGCAGAGGCUAAUGACUUGCUUAAAGUUCAAAAAUACCUUGAUGAAACUAGAACCGUUCUCACCACAACCAUUGAAGCGCUUUUGGAACGAGGAGAAAAGCUCGACACCCUUGUUGAAAAGUCAGAGCAAAUUUCCAUCCAAUCAAAGGCUUUUUAUAAAGUUGCAAAAAAAACAAAUUCUUGCUGCUGGAUACAAAUUAUUGUUUACAUGAAGGAUCCACUCUCCUCUCCUUUAGAGUCACCCAAAGUUCCAAUGCCCUCUUUCACAGUUUUGUUACAUUGCAGCAUAAAAAGAGACACUGAAUUGCACCAAUCUACAACUAUUGGGGUAUCUUCAACCGAUUCUCUUCUUUCUAUUAAACAAAACAUAACUAAAAAGAUGCUUUACCCUCUUGAGUCCUAUAUGGUCCAACUCGGCUCUGGGGAAUGCAUAUUAAACAAGGAUAGUAGUGAGGAAUAUCUCUCUUCAAAGACUAUAGGGGAGUUUGUAGAUAUUCCUCUUUCGGCAAUAGGCUCUACCUCUGUGGACACGACGACCCUGAAGCACUUGACUCUUGUUGUUAGUCAUACAAAGUGCGAAAUCAAAACACCUCAAAUAACGGCUCAAAUAACAACACCGCAACAGCAGCCACCUCUUCAUAUUCAUACUGAUGAUAAUUGUUGCACAUCCCAGAGUAACCACGAAGAUGAAGUUGUCUGUAAGCAGGAUUCGCUCCCUCAAGCUGAGAAUGCCAAUGAGACUGUGGAGAACAAUCAAAAUAGAGAUGCAGAUCUCUUGAAAAUGCUGUACAAGAUCAUUACAUUUUUGAUUCUAAUGCGAACGGAAGCUGAGCUAAUUAAUAUCGCUGCUGUUAUGUUUAUUUCUUUCCUAUUAGGCUUGAAUCAUUUCAAAUUGCUAAAUUUUACGCUUAAGGUUCUCCCUGAAGAUGAAACAGAAAAAAAAAAGAAACUAGAAAAAAACCGAAUUUCAUUGUUCAUGGAAGAGGCAAAGAACAUCAUUUACACCUUUGUGCUUUCGGCAUUCCCAACCUUUUCUUUAAUUAAUUCAGAAUAA
Molecule: messenger RNA, 1476 nt
Organism: Mitosporidium daphniae
Lineage: Eukaryota; Fungi; Microsporidia
Exons: 4
Coding region: 1-1476 (491 amino acids)
Biological process (GO): endoplasmic reticulum to Golgi vesicle-mediated transport
Cellular component (GO): Golgi apparatus
Molecular function (GO): SNAP receptor activity
Source: RefSeq, a predicted model, not a curated record